CACCCACGUGACCUUAACGUUGACCUUUAGAUCUCUGAUCUAAUCUUAAUCUCUACCUAACCGUCGCAAAGAUUCUUUCUUACUUCUUCCUCUAAUCUAACUGAAACAGUUUUAACUAUAAUGGCAACAAUGAGCAAAACCCAUAGGUCAAAAGCCACUCUGGGAUCAAAUAGACUUGUUCUGCUAUGCAUUGUCGCCGUCGCAUUGCUCCUCCUUCUUUCUUCCCUGCUCUCCACUGGCGGAUUGGUUUUACCAUAUCGGAAAAGCCUAAUUGGUUAUUUCUUGAGGUCUUCACGAAGCAAGAGACAGCACAGUUUGUCGGAUAAGUACUUGUACUGGGGAAACAGAAUCGACUGUCCUGGUAAGAACUGCGAGACCUGUGCCGGUUUGGGUCACCAAGAAUCUAGUCUUAGAUGUGCCCUUGAAGAAGCCAUGUUUCUUAACAGAACUUUUGUAAUGCCAUCUCGGAUGUGCAUCAAUCCAAGACAUAACAAGAAAGGUCUACUUAAUCGAUCAGACAAUGAAACUACAGAGGAAAGUUGGGAAGUGAGCUCUUGUGCAAUGGAAUCAUUGUAUGAUAUUGACCUCAUCUCUGAGAAGAUACCAGUGAUCUUGGAGGACUCGGAAACGUGGCACAUUGUGCUAUCGACCAGUAUGAAAUUGGGAGAACGAGGGGUUGCGCAUGUGUAUGGAGCCAAUAGGCAUGAGCUAAAUGACUCUAGCCAGUUUACAAAUCUUUUGCUCAUCAACCGAACCGCAAGUCCCUUGGCAUGGUUUGUUGAGUGCAAGGAUCGAGGUAACCGUAGCGACGUCAUGCUACCUUAUACAUUUCUCCCGAAUAUGGCAGCAUCAAGAUUGAGAGAUGCUGCAGAAAAGAUAAAAGUACAACUUGGUGAUUACGAUGCAAUCCAUGUCCGUCGGGGUGACAAACUGAAAACACGAAAAGAUAGGUUUCGCGUUGAAAGAACUCAGUUUCCACACUUAGACAGAGACACACGCCCAGAGUUUAUCCUUGGCAGAAUACAGAAGCAGAUCCCAGCAGGGCGGACUCUUUUUAUCGGUUCUAAUGAGAGAACCGCUGGAUUCUUUUCGCCUCUCGCUAUCAGGUACAAAGUGGCUUAUUCAUCGAAUUUCAGCGAGAUUUUGGAUCCGAUAGUCAAGAACAACUAUCAGUUAUUCAUGGUGGAGAGGCUGAUAAUGAUGGGUGCAAAGACAUUCUUCAAAACAUUUAGAGAGUACGAAACGGAUCUCACUUUAACAGAUGAUCCGAAAAAGAACAAGAACUGGGAAAUACCAGUUUACAGUAUGGAAGGAAGCAAAGCAGUAGCAAGCUAAACCAUCUAUUGUCUCACUAGCAAAGACUAGACAACGAUUCAGAGAAAAGUCUCAUCAUUUUCCAAUUAAUUGUCUUGUCUGAAGAUGAUUCUAUUGCGGUACUAAGAAAAGAUCUGUAUCUGGAACCAGAGACUAAACAGUUACUAGAGCAUUUUUCUUGCUACUUGGUUGUUUCAUUUUUGUGUAUAUCAAUGUGUUUAUUUUUUCAUUUGCAUCCAAAUUAGACUUUUGAGUUGCACAGUAUGGUCAACCGUCUUUUAAGCAA
Messenger RNA from Capsella rubella, 1600 nucleotides. RefSeq lists its product as uncharacterized. The coding region runs from base 121 to 1335 and encodes 404 amino acids. Gene Ontology annotation, cellular component: Golgi apparatus. The transcript is spliced from 6 exons. The record is from RefSeq and is a predicted model, not a curated record. NCBI's taxonomy places the organism in Eukaryota, Viridiplantae, Streptophyta, Magnoliopsida, Brassicales, Brassicaceae.